AUGACUAGAACAUCAAAUUUUAUUUUGAUGAGCUUUGCUCUUUUGGAAUCUACAGAUGAUAUUUUGGCAGCGAAAGGAAAUCACACCAUAGCGGUUGUAAAGGGCAAAGAAGAUUAUGCUGUAUUAAAAAAUUGUUUCAAAGAUGUAUUGAGUGACAUAAAUGACAUGGUAAGAGAAAAGAAAAUAGAUCUGGGGGAAGAUAUAGUAAAUUUAGAGUUCUUUCUUGGUGGGGAUUAUAAAUUAAUAUUGCUUAUGAUGGGUCUUAGUGGUGCCACAUCAAACCAUGCCUGCGCUUGGUGCAAAAUCCACAAAGAUGAGAGGUGGAACAUGGCUUACGACUUGAACCACUACAACUCACCACCCCUUAAGCGUACAAUAAAAGAAAUGAAAGAAUUAGCAGGGAAAAAAACAAUUUCUGUUGUGUGA
Molecule: messenger RNA, 426 nt
Organism: Paramuricea clavata
Lineage: Eukaryota; Metazoa; Cnidaria; Anthozoa; Malacalcyonacea; Plexauridae
Source: the annotation of a GenBank genome assembly